GCGCCGGAGCCCGUUCCGCGUCCCCGCCGCCGGGAGGAGGUGCCCGCACGCUCGCGGCGCGCGCCGGCCGCCAGACUCGGCCUGUGGGCGAUUUCCUCCGGACCCGAGCUCCCGGCCCAGGAGGAAGAUGCAGACCUUUCUGAAAGGGAAGCGAGUUGGCUACUGGCUGAGCGAGAAGAAAAUCAAGAAGCUGAAUUUCCAGGCCUUCGCCGAGCUGUGCAGGAAGCGAGGGAUAGAAGUCGUGCAGCUGAACCUCAGCCGGCCGAUCGAGGAGCAGGGUCCCCUGGACGUCAUCAUCCACAAGCUGACCGAUGUCAUCCUGGAAGCCGACCAGAACGACAGCCAGUCCCUGGAGCUGGUGCACAGGUUCCAGGAAUACAUCGACGCCCACCCUGAGACCAUUGUCCUGGACCCCCUUCCUGCCAUCAGGACCCUGCUGGACCGUUCCAAGUCCUACGAGCUCAUCCGGAAGAUCGAAGCCUACAUGAAAGAUGACAGGAUCUGCUCACCGCCCUUCAUGGAGCUCACGAGCCUCUGUGGGGAUGACACCAUGAGGCUCCUGGAGGAGAACGGCCUGGCGUUCCCAUUCAUUUGCAAAACCAGAGUGGCUCAUGGCACCAACUCGCACGAGAUGGCCAUCGUGUUCAACCAGGAGGGCCUGAGUGCCAUCCAGCCGCCCUGCGUGGUCCAGAAUUUCAUCAACCACAACGCUGUCCUGUACAAGGUAUUUGUGGUCGGCGAGUCCUACACUGUGGUCCAGAGGCCCUCGCUGAAGAACUUCUCUGCGGGCACAUCAGACCGUGAGUCCAUCUUCUUCAACAGCCACAACGUGUCGAAGCCAGAGUCAUCAUCCGUCCUGACCGAGCUGGACAAGAUCGAGGGCGUGUUCGAGCGGCCGAGCGACGAGGUCAUCCGGGAGCUCUCCAGGGCCCUGCGGCAGGCGCUGGGCGUGUCGCUGUUUGGGAUCGACAUCAUCAUCAACAACCAGACGGGCCAGCACGCGGUCAUCGACAUCAACGCCUUCCCAGGCUACGAGGGCGUGAGCGAGUUCUUCACGGACCUCCUGAACCACAUCGCCACCGUCCUGCAGGGCCAGAGCGCAGCCACGGCAGGCGCGGGGGACGCGGCCCCGCUGAGGCACAGCAGGCUCCUGGCGGAGCAGGCGGGCAGCCUGGCGGGCGAGCGGACGUGCAGCGCCAGCCCCGGCUGCUGCAGCAGCGUGCUGCGCCAGGACCCCCCCUGGACGGCCGAGGCCGACGCGGGCGGCACCGCCAAGCUACCGCACCAGAGACUCGGCUGCACCGCCGCCGUGUCGCCCAGCUUCCAGCAGCAUUGCGUGGCCUCGCUGGCCACCAAGGCCUCCUCCCAGUAGCCAGGGAGCCCGGGACCCAGAGGGGCGGCGCGGGCCGCGGAGCACACCUGCUGGGCGAGCGGCUCCCAAUGGUGACGCUACUAAGAGUUCCCAACAAUCUGAUUCUCCUUCUUUUUUUUAA
This is a messenger RNA of Ceratotherium simum simum (southern white rhinoceros), 1493 nucleotides long. RefSeq names its product inositol-tetrakisphosphate 1-kinase (gene ITPK1). Gene Ontology annotation, biological process: inositol trisphosphate metabolic process. NCBI's taxonomy places the organism in Eukaryota, Metazoa, Chordata, Mammalia, Perissodactyla, Rhinocerotidae. The record is from RefSeq and is a predicted model, not a curated record. Gene Ontology annotation, molecular function: ATP binding; inositol-3,4,5,6-tetrakisphosphate 1-kinase activity; inositol-1,3,4-trisphosphate 5-kinase activity. Gene Ontology annotation, cellular component: cytoplasm.